Prorocentrum cordatum is the source of this 495-nucleotide messenger RNA. Lineage: Eukaryota; Dinophyceae; Prorocentrales; Prorocentraceae. The record is from the annotation of a GenBank genome assembly.
AGCCGUUUCGGCCGCGACAGGGACAGCUGCGGUGCGCCCGUGAGAGGAGCGCGCUCCCCGCGACUCCGCGCGACUGCAUAUGGACGCCGCGGCCUUCCUGGCUGCCGGCGCGGCGACUGGGACAGAGCCCGCGGCAGGCUCUCUGGCCUACGGUCAAGUCGCUUACGUCCCUCAACAGGAGGGAAAUUCAAAAAUAGUCGACAAGAUAGUCAGGGGACGACUUUUCAAUUUUUUAAUUUGUUGCAUCUUUUGGGCUAGUGAUCACGUGAUCACUUUUUCGUCCACAAUCUUCUGGUCGGGGCAACCGCUGGGUUUUGCCUCCAGCUGGGCGACGCUCAGUGCGGUUGCUGCAGGAGCAGUCGGAGCCAAGGGGGCUCCAGCGGGAGGGCCUCCUCCAGCUGGAGACUCGGCGCCCCGACGGGGGCGGCGCUGAGCUCGGUCGGGACAUGUCCAGGAGGUAGAGACACACAGACACACUUAAGCGCAGACUCCCAC